AUGAGACCCGAUUUCUUUCCUAUUGAAGACGAUGAUGAAGAGCUUUUUGGCAUCAUGGCCGAAUGUGUUGAUUUCCUUGAACAAGGUGAAUCAUCAAGACCAUACAUACCUCGUAUGGUCGUCGAAAGAGAUCGUUAUGGUGCUGACGAGCGCCUAAUGGCAGCUUACUUUAACGAAAACCCAAAGGAUGAAUAUUUGCGUAGACCAACAUCGGAUGACAUACAACGUUUGUACGCUCGACAUGAAGAGCUUCAUGGCUUCCCAGGCAUGCUUGGAAGCAUUGAUUGCAUGCACUGGCCUUGGAGGAACUGUCCCAAGGCAUGGCAAGGUCAGUUUACGCGUGGUGAUCACGGUCAUCCAACCAUCAUGCUUGAAGCAGUAGCUUCAUACGAUAGGUGGAUCUGGCAUGCUUUUUUCGGCACAGCUGGUUCGAACAAUGAUAUAAAUGUUCUGAACCAGUCGCCUUUAUUUAGGGAAAUCAUUGAAGAUCGUGCACCUGAUAGCUCGUUCAAUGUUAAUGGCACCCACUACAAAAAGGGUUACUAUCUCGCAGACGGCAUUUAUCCCGAAUGGUCGAAUUUUGUAAAUCGUAUUCAUGCCCUCAAGAUGAGAAGCGGAAGAAAUUUAAAAAGUUUCAAGAAAGUGCCCGGAAGGAUGUCGAGCGUUGAAGACGCGGGGUACGCCAUAAGCUCACUCAAGGAUGGAGACGACAUUGAUCCAAUCGUCUUACCAGAGCGUACGUUCGAGGAAAGGAUUGCACUUCACCAACGUACCAGCAAGGAGCUUCGAGAUCGCAAUGUGCAUCAUGCUCUUCGUCAUGAUCUUACGGAGCAUAUAUGGCGCCUCCCGGCUUAA
This is a messenger RNA of Erigeron canadensis, 855 nucleotides long. RefSeq lists its product as uncharacterized. Bases 1 to 855 code for a protein of 284 amino acids. The record is from RefSeq and is a predicted model, not a curated record. The transcript is spliced from 3 exons. NCBI's taxonomy places the organism in Eukaryota, Viridiplantae, Streptophyta, Magnoliopsida, Asterales, Asteraceae.